Ceratotherium simum simum (southern white rhinoceros) is the source of this 2483-nucleotide messenger RNA. RefSeq names its product Wnt family member 2B (gene WNT2B). Gene Ontology annotation, molecular function: cytokine activity; frizzled binding. NCBI's taxonomy places the organism in Eukaryota, Metazoa, Chordata, Mammalia, Perissodactyla, Rhinocerotidae. Gene Ontology annotation, biological process: neuron differentiation; multicellular organism development; canonical Wnt signaling pathway. Gene Ontology annotation, cellular component: extracellular region. The record is from RefSeq and is a predicted model, not a curated record.
GGCGCCGCUGCGCCCCGUCGCAUCUCGCCACAGCAGGUGGGGGCGCGGCGCGGUACUGCGCCGGAGGGCCGAGGGGCGGAGGCGGCCGCCACACCUAGGGCGCCCGGGAGCGCCCGGGUCUGGCGCGGGCGGAACCGCCCUGAGGGCCGCGCGUGUCCCCGGCCUCGGCCCCGCCCCGCGCCGUCCAAUGAGAGCCCGCGGCCAGAGGGGCUGUCCGCACACUCUGCCCGUAGCCCCACUCCGCGCCGCCAACCCCCUGACACCGCACCCCGCGCCGGGGCACCGCGCCCCAGACCCCGGGCUCGGCGCGCCGUCGUCGGCUUCCGGACACCGCUCCCUGCGCCCCUCUCCGGGACCCUGCGCCCCGGUUCCUGGACUCCAGGUGCCCCUAGGUCCCCAGCCGCCGGCGAGCCCUAUGGCCCCCCAAGGGGGUGAAGUAGGAGCAGCCUGAGUACCCCCAGCCGGUGCCCCGUCCACGCCCCUCCGGGCCGCGCGGCGGGUGUCUUCGGGGAGCUAUGCUGAGGCCGAGUGGUGCGGAGGAAGCCGCGCAGCUCCCCCCUCGGCGCGCCCGCGCCCCUGUCCCCGCGCCCGCGCCCAGACCCGCGGCCCCCGACGGCUCUCGGGCUUUGCCCCGCCUAAGUCUUGCCUGCCUUCUGCUGCUGCUGCUGCUGACUCUGCCGGCCCGCGUAGACACAUCCUGGUGGUACAUCGGGGCACUGGGGGCCCGAGUGAUCUGUGACAAUAUCCCUGGUCUGGUGAGCCGGCAGCGGCAGCUGUGCCAGCGUUACCCAGACAUCAUGCGCUCAGUGGGCGAGGGGGCCCGAGAAUGGAUCCGAGAGUGUCAGCACCAGUUCCGCCACCACCGCUGGAACUGCACCACGCUGGACCGGGACCACACUGUCUUUGGCCGUGUCAUGCUCAGAAGUAGCCGGGAGGCAGCAUUUGUAUAUGCCAUCUCGUCAGCAGGGGUGGUCCACGCUAUCACUCGUGCCUGUAGCCAGGGUGAACUAAGUGUGUGCAGCUGUGACCCCUACACCCGUGGCCGACACCAUGACCAACGUGGGGACUUUGACUGGGGUGGCUGUAGUGACAACAUCCACUAUGGUGUUCGCUUUGCCAAGGCCUUUGUGGAUGCCAAGGAGAAGAGGCUGAAGGAUGCUCGGGCCCUUAUGAACUUACAUAACAACCGCUGUGGUCGCACGGCUGUGCGGCGGUUUCUGAAGCUGGAGUGUAAGUGCCAUGGCGUGAGUGGCUCCUGUACUCUGCGCACCUGCUGGCGUGCACUCUCAGACUUCCGCCGCACAGGUGAUUACCUGCGGCGACGUUAUGAUGGGGCUGUGCAGGUGACAGCCACUCAGGAUGGCGCCAACUUCACAGCAGCCCGCCAAGGCUAUCGUCGUGCCACCCGGACUGACCUUGUCUACUUUGAUAACUCCCCAGACUACUGUGUCUUGGACAAGGCUGCAGGUUCCCUAGGCACUGCAGGCCGCGUUUGCAGCAAGACAUCUAAAGGGACAGAUGGUUGUGAAAUCAUGUGUUGUGGCCGAGGAUACGACACAACUCGAGUCACCCGUGUCACCCAGUGUGAGUGCAAAUUCCACUGGUGCUGUGCUGUGCGGUGCAAGGAGUGCAGAAACACUGUGGACGUCCAUACUUGCAAGGCCCCCAAGAAGGCAGAGUGGCUGGACCAGACCUGAACAUAUAGAUACCUGACUCAUCCCUCCACUUCAAAUCUCCUGACUCAAAAGCACAAGAUCUUUGCAUGCACACCUUCCUCCACCCUCAACCCCGGGCUGCUAGAGCUUCUAUUUAAGCACUUGGAAAGUGAUCCAGAGGGACUCUCGUGUCCUGGCUGGUUCCUUAGCCCUGGGAAGGAGCUGACAGGGGAUGUAAGAAACUGAGCGGCUCCCUGACAUCCCCCUCUGGAGGUUAGAAGGGAGAGUGGAAGAGGUAGGGGUCUUCAGAGUGAUAUGAGUUGCACUAAAGCAUGGUCAACGCUCAUUUUUCCUUUCCCUUGCACUGGCUUCCUGACACUUCUUGUCUGUGCAAGAGGAAGGGUACUUGGAGAGAGCUUCUUCUUGUUCUUACUUGGUUGAGGGUAGAUGGGACAGAGAUGAAACCAUAUAUCUCUUCCCUGAGUCAGUUUGAGCAGACUGCCUGGUACCCCAAAAGAAAGUCUCAGACUACAACAUUCUUUCAUUAUCCAGAGCCUGGGAUUGCUAGACAAGAGUUAGCUAUAGUGGACAAGGUUCCAUUCACAUGUUCAUAUGUUUAUAAACUGCUGUGUUUUGUAGGGGAAAAAAUUAUAUAACUAUAUAAACAUACAUUCUCUUCCAAUCUUUCUCCUUUUCAACUUUUAUCAGACAGCACUGCCAUUUUUGCUCACUUGCUACCUGUUCAAACUGAGUGGCAUGCAAUGGUUCCCAUGUCUAACCAAUCAUUAGAAUACCCUGGAACACUCCUGAGAAAGAAUAAUUUAGUAA